CCCGGGCUGAGCCCAGCGGGGGGAUGAAGUUGGACGUCUUCGCCCUCCGCGCCAAUGGCGACGCCGAAACGGGCGGCCACCUGGAGGGGGCGGGCGGAGCAGGAGCAAGAGCAGGCGGCGGCGGCCCGUUGUCUCCGGUGUCGGGCCCCGGAGAGGACGAGCCGGGCUCGGACGGGGACUGCGCCGCCCACGGCUCGGGCGGCGGCUCCGGGGCCGCGGUCGGGGGAGACGCCGCGGCCGGGGCCGGGGGCGGGCGGACCAAGCCGUACACCCGGCGGCCGAAGCCCCCCUACUCCUACAUCGCGCUGAUCGCCAUGGCCAUCCGCGACUCGGCCGGGGGCCGCCUGACGCUGGCCGAGAUCAACGAGUACCUCAUGGCCAAGUUCCCCUUCUUCCGCGGCAGCUACACGGGCUGGCGCAACUCGGUGCGCCACAACCUGUCGCUCAACGACUGCUUCGUCAAGGUGUUGCGCGACCCCUCGCGGCCCUGGGGCAAGGACAACUACUGGAUGCUCAACCCCAACAGCGAGUACACCUUCGCCGACGGGGUCUUCCGCCGCCGCCGCAAGAGGCUGGGCCACAAGGCGGCCGUGGCGGCGGCGGCGGCCGUGGCGGCGGCGGCGGCGGCGGCGGAGGAUCCCGCGGCCCGGCCGCCCGAGGAGGAGCCGGCGGCCGCGGGGACCGGCCCCGCCCUCCUCCUCCCGCCCCCGCCGGCCUCGGCUCCCCCGCCGGCCGCCCCCUCGUCCCCCUCGCCCUGCCCGCCGCGCUGCAAGGAGGAGGGCGCGGGUCCGGGCGCGGCGGGCAAGUUCUCCAGCUCCUUCGCCAUCGACAGCAUCCUCAGCAAGCCCUUCCGCCGCCGCGGGGAGCCGAGCGCCGAGCCCCGGGGCCAUCCCCCGGCCGCGCGGCUGCUGUGGGCCGCCGGCUACCCGGCGCUCGGCCCCUACGCCGUGGCCCCGCGGCCUCAGCCCCCCGCCGCUCUCUUCGGAGGAGGAGGAGGGAGCCGGGGCGGGUCCCUCCUGCAGCUGUACGCCUACAGCCUGGGCGAGCCGCGGUUCCCGGAGGCUCGGAGGCGGGGGGGCCCUCCGUCCCCCGCCGCCGACCCCCGCUCGGAGCAUCGGCCGGGCCAAGGGCAUCCUCCGGGACGGGACGACGCUCCGGGGCCGCAUCUGCUGCAGCAGCAGCAGCAGCAGCAGCAGCAGCAGCAGCAGCAGCAGCAGCAUCUCUUCCUCUCCGCUUCUCUGGCCGCCGCCGCCAAGGCUUUCGGCGGGCCGCAGGCUGGCGGCGGGUCGCCGCUGUACUGCCCCCUGCGGCUGCCCGGGGCCUUGCAGGCGGCCUCCGGCUGCGGCCCCAGCGCCUACCUGCCCUACCCCGUCGAGACGCUCCUCGCUUAAGCGGGCACCGACGGCCCGACGGGGACGGAGGAGGGACGAGGACGGACGGAGCGGCGGCCACGGCCGGCCCGGGGGCAGGAAACAUCGGGGCUCCGAGUUCUGCACUUUCUACCUACGGGGAAAGAGACCCUUAACGCAAGACGCGACGUGCCUUAAAGCCGAGUGGUGUCCAGCAGGUGUUUUAAGCAGCCAGAAAGGGGGUUGGUUUUGUUUUUAAUGGGACUUUUCAGUGGACCAAAGCGUCUCUUAAUAAUAGAUGUAACUACUUGACCAAGCCAGUUUUCCCUCGGGUCUUCACUUUAAAAAAAAAAAAGGAUUAAAACCUCCUUCUCUCUCCCCUUUACGACCUUCCGACUGGCCCCCUUCCUUUGCCCCGAUCCCCUCCCUCUCUUCCCACCCCUUCCCUUCUCCCUUUUAAUCUCCCCAUUCACCAAGAGCGAUUUGCUUAUCAGGGACCUAUUUCAUGAGAUGAAUUCAACGACUACUCUAUGGGGUGCAUUGGCCCCACUGUGUGCCGUGCGUGUGUGUGCGUCUGUGAGAGUGAGUGAGCUGGCGCGUCUGUCUGGUGUUUGAAGGUGAGAAAGGUCAGAGAUUUUCUCAGGAUUUCUCUGCUCCGAACCAAUGCAUCACUGUGCCAAAAAAAAAAAACAAACAAAAAACAAACAAAAAAAACUGUGUAGCUAUAAUGUCGUUUGUUGUUGGGUUUUUGUAGUUCUAUUAUUUAUUAAAAACAAACCUUUGGAGUAAAAACAAAUGUUGCAGGCGACGGGCUUUAUUUGUUGUUCAGUGAUCUUCUCCAUUGAGGUUCUUUGGGACAGAGCUAGAUGGAGCUAGCCGAGUAGAUUUCUUAUAAAAAUGGCAUUAUGCAUGUGGGGUGCUAGGAUCACAGCCACUGGAAAGCAGGUGUUUUUUUUUAAAUCUUAUAUUAUUUGUGUGUCGAUGUGCGUACAUGUCUAGAUUUUAUGAAACUCAGGCAGAGUGCUUAUUUUCGAAUAAAAGUCGCAAAACUACAA
Messenger RNA from Ornithorhynchus anatinus (platypus), 2404 nucleotides. It is a transcript of the gene FOXQ1, whose product is annotated as forkhead box Q1. The record is from RefSeq and is a predicted model, not a curated record. The transcript is spliced from 2 exons. Gene Ontology annotation, molecular function: RNA polymerase II cis-regulatory region sequence-specific DNA binding; DNA-binding transcription factor activity, RNA polymerase II-specific. Gene Ontology annotation, biological process: regulation of transcription by RNA polymerase II; cell differentiation; anatomical structure morphogenesis. The coding region runs from base 24 to 1391 and encodes 455 amino acids. Lineage: Eukaryota; Metazoa; Chordata; Mammalia; Monotremata; Ornithorhynchidae.